ACCUGAGGCCAUUAGCUCUUCUGGGAGUUGUCCAAGCAGCUGAUAGGGGAAAACAGCACUGUGUUCCGUGCCCACACAGAAUAUGGAAGCUAAAUCUUUGUUUUUAAUGUAAAUAUUUUAUUUAGAAUUUGGCAGUUGAAACAGAUGCUGUGUCUUUGUGGACAAAAUACUUGGAUAAUUUUGCAACAUGACAAUAAAACAAAAGAAAGGUCCUCUUUAAUCAUUCCUCACUUGCCAUUUUUUGCUUAUUAACCUAAGAACUGCACAGGUAUUUUGCAGUUUAACUUAUCAAGCCUGCCCAGCGAAUACCGUCAACAGGCAGAUUCCCUUAACUGCCCAUAAAAUCCUACGUGCAUCAGAAGAAAUCCUCUUCAGAAAGCACAGGGAACACACGCAUUCACGGUCUCCCGAACUUUCGCUGUAAAUUCAUUCCAAAGGCAAGUGAACCAAAUGCUCAGAAGCUGCGUGUGAACAAAACUGCCAAUCGUCCAACUUUAAUAAACUUUUUUUUUUUUUUUUUUUUUUUUUUUGAAGAAAAAGCCCUCCCAAAUUCCUACACGGGGUUUCAGAAGCCUCUUGGAGCCCUUUCCACCGGACCGGCACUAACCGCUAUCCUAAUUCAACUCGGAAAGUUCCUUUUUCCAAGUGACUAGGAAGAGGUUCUUCCUGGUACUUCGCUCAGCCUUACUUUCAAGGAAGCCGGGCUCUCGGGCCCUUGGUCUACGUUUCUCCCAGAAAAAUGUGGGGCCCAUGUGAAUGGAAACCACCACACACACCGUGUGGAGACACAUGCCAAUGAUUCACCUCGUUUCCAAACUAAAACUUCUGCGCUUCAGGAAAACAGCAAGCGUUCCAGUCUGCGAGGCCCUCCCCCACCCCGUCCCUUCCUAGAAGAAAGGGCUUUGUGUGUGCGGUGAGGGCUCCGUUCUUCGAGUUCAUAAAUGCACAGCGGCCGGGGGCCUGGAGGCGUGGGGCGCCGGGCCCUGCCCACUCCCUUCCCCCUGCCGGCGGCGCGGAGUCAGGAGGCUGGUGCGGGAACCGGGGCCACCGGGCGCCGCGGCCCGGCAGCCGGGAGGAAAAGGAUGCCGCGCCGCCGGGGACCAGAGGGCGGGGCCGGGAGGCACGGACCUCGGCGGGACCCAGCGGGCCCGGGCGGGCGCACCAGCCGCCCUUUGUCCUCCGCCUCCGGGUUGCGGGGCCCGCGGCUACCUCCAGCGUUCGCCCCCUGGUCCUCGCCCGGGUUCCCUGCCCUGCCCACCCAUCCUCCGGCCCUGGCACUCCGCCGCCCGCCCUUCCCGCUCUGAGCCUCGGAGCGCCGGACCUCGCGGCUCCCCUCGGCCGCCUGCCCCCGAUUUCCCCCGGAGGAGGCUCGCGAAGGUGGAGGCGGCGGCGGCGGCUGCGGAGGAGGAGGAGGAGGCGGCCGCCACGUGACACUCCUCGCCACAUUCCACCACAGCCGCCAGAUCGAUAACUUCAGUGCCCCCCGCCCCCGCCGCAGCCAACUAGUGCGCCCCCAAAAUCCCGCACGCACACCCCGCAAACUUCCCUCUCCAAUGGGGACGACGGAGAGCUGGACCCCACCGCGAAACGAAGAGGACUCCAGGGGCGGCGGGGAGGAGUAGGAAGGGGGGGCGGUCAACUUCUGGGAAUGGCCAAGAGGGGUGCCCUGAGGCCCGAGCCGGGGUCUGGUCCCCUCGACCAGCGGCCCAGGUCUGUUUACUCCGGUGGCGCGCGGAGAGGACCUGAGCGGGGCACGGGCGGGCGGGACCCCAGGCCACGUUUGUCACGAACGGGGGCUGCUCCCACCUCUCCGAGAUGACUUUUUUCUUCUUCCAAAGAAAAGGAAAAAAGAAGCAUCGCACGGUUUUGUGUAUUUAUUUUUUGCGAAAACACACAACAGAAACUUUUUCCUCCAGCCCAGAUGUAAGAUCUCAGACGGGGGAUUUUUUUUUUCCUCCGUCUCCUGAUGAUUUCCUUUUUUUUUUUUUUUGGUGGUGGUGGUUGUUUUUUCUCGCCCACUGUCUACCACCGCCCCAUUCGGGGAUCCUCCUCCUGUCUUCGUCUCCCCCCACCCCGACACCUCACCCUCGCUCCACCUGGGGGCUCAGCGGGGAGGGGAGCGCGCGCGCCCCCGCACUCACACUCACACUCACGCGCGCACACGCCUCGCGGCCACGCAGUCCUCGCUCCGCUACCCACAGUGACACUCGCGGACGGGGGAAAGUGGGGAGCGGGGGGUUCCUCCUUACCUUUGAGGGAUCUCGGUUUCGCUUGCUUGCGGCGAGACAUCCUAAAAGCAAACAGCUGAAGUUGUUUCAAUUCAGCCCUGUAAGAAACUACACUUCCUCGUGGCCGCGCGCCCCUCGGGCCGCGGCGCCUCGCGCCCUCCGCUCGGCCUCCCUCGCGCCCUCGCUCCGCGCUCCGCUCCUCGCUCCGGCUCCGGCUCGCGCUCGCGCGCGGGGCUCGCGGCUGCCCGGGCUCCGCGCUCUGCACGACGGCGGCGGCGGCGGCGGCGGCUGCACCAAACUUUCCCAGCCUUCGACCCCCACCCCCAAUCUCCAAGAAAAAAAAAAGGAAAAAGAAAAAAGGAAAAGGGGGAAAAAGGCUUAA
This is a messenger RNA of Callithrix jacchus (white-tufted-ear marmoset), 2610 nucleotides long. NCBI's taxonomy places the organism in Eukaryota, Metazoa, Chordata, Mammalia, Primates, Cebidae. The record is from RefSeq and is a predicted model, not a curated record.